AUGCGCGCGACAGCUUUUACUUCAUCGCCAAAAACGUUCACCUUUUGUAUCGCCGUUCGAGGAGGAGGAGGAGGAGGAGGAGGAGGGUAUCCUCGCAUCACUCGCGAAAACUCUUCUUCUUUGUCUUCUUCUUUGUCUUCUUCUUCUCGUCACAAAAGUUACGGAGCGGCAAAAUGGAAAAUUUCAAAAUCGAACGAGAGACAAACACGGAGGGGAAGAAACAAAGCGCGUUAUGCUCCUCUGACGACGAGAGCGGAACAACGCGAGGGCAAUAAUUCGCCGUAUCACACGCAGAACGAAGAAAAGUUGAUGGAUUUAUUGACCGUGCAAAGCGUGAAAACUGUUUUGCACUACCUUCAAGAAACGAACGGAGAGAUGCAUUUGUUCUUAAAUAACUACAUUGCUGAAAAUCCGUUCUUUCAAACGCGGAAAAACGCGGCGGGGCAACCCAAGAGAGAAUCUGGAGAGGAGUGGUUGAUAAAACUGGCCAGUUCGGGGUUGACGACUGUGACAGAUGUAAAUCGUGGAUCUGUCCCUACGAUAGAUGAUAGCCAGCCAAAGACGAGAGAGGUCAGCCCGAGAGACUGCGCGGAACGUAUUUUAGCAACGAGGAAAGACUUGGGGGAAGACUUCGUCUCGUUUUUAGAAAAAGUAGAGGUGAAGAACGGAAGCGUGUUGAGGAACGCCUUGGAGAGGACGUUUACCAUUGUGGAAGAGGAAGAGUGA
Molecule: messenger RNA, 726 nt
Organism: Bathycoccus prasinos
Lineage: Eukaryota; Viridiplantae; Chlorophyta; Mamiellophyceae; Mamiellales; Bathycoccaceae
Exons: 1
Coding region: 1-726 (241 amino acids)
Source: RefSeq, a predicted model, not a curated record